AAUGUCAGCUUGUUUCUUUAAAGUUAGUCUCUGGUUAGGCUUACGUUUGUAUUUAAGGUUAGGACGUUGUGACAGUAUCAUCACGCAGUCGUUUGCAGAAGUUUGCGAAGUGCAAGUGUAUUACAUUAUGUUUGGAUAUUUGAUGCUUAAUUCUGAAUAAAAAUUCAAAAGUAAUGUGAUUCUUUCGGCAAUGGAUGUGAAAACAAAUUUUUGCAAUGAUCGAUGUUUGUAUUCUUUUUUUGUUUUCAAAUCAGAAAUAAGGUAGUGUUAAAAGUGAUGUUUUACAAAAUAAUGAUUAAAAACUGUAAUACUGUUGGAGGAAGAACGCUUACUUGUGUUUUGCCCUCCAACAUCAGUGAGGUACCUAGUUUCAAGAACUACCCAUUUUUUUGUUACACUAGUUAAAUACAAAUGUAACAUAGAAUAAUGCAGGCAAAGAAGCGCUAUUUGUUGGUGUUUGUGUCUUGUGCAUUUUUAGCUUACUGUUAUUUUGGUGGUUUUCGUUUGAAAAGUAAAGAUAAAAAUUCUGAAAUAGAUAGUUUACCUAGCUACUUAGACUUUCAUUCAAUGAGGACAGGAAGUGUUAGCAAACAUAAAGAAAAAUCCAUAAGCGAAAAUACACAUUUAUGCCGAAUGGAGACCUGUUUUGACUUUACAAGAUGCAAGGCUUUUAAAGUAUAUGUGUACCCUCCAGAUGAAAAUGUGGUGCCUGGUGAAUCCUAUCAAAAAUUGCUUAGUGUAUUGGAGGAGUCAAGGUAUUACACGAAUGAUCCUACACAAGCCUGUUUACUGGUCUUAAGUUUAGAUACAUUAGAUAGAGAUCGUUUAAGUACAGAUUAUGUAAGAAAUCUUCAGUUACGUAUCCAAAAAUUGCCAUAUUGGAACAAAGGUAUUAACCAUCUAAUAUUUAAUUUAUACUCUGGGACAUGGCCAGAUUAUGCAGAGAAUAGGCUUGAAUUUGACCCUGGGAUGGCUAUAUUAGCUAAAGCUAGCAUGUCCUCGACAAAUAUUAGACCAAAUUUUGAUAUUAGCUUACCAUUAUUUCAUAAGAAGCACCCAGAGAAAGGUGGUGAAUCAGGGUCUGUAGUUAGUAACAAUUUUCCCCUGAAUAAAAAGUAUUUAUUGGCUUUCAAGGGAAAAAGGUAUGUCCAUGGUAUUGGAUCUGAAACAAGAAAUGCACUGUUUCAUUUACAUAACGAGCAUGAUAUAGUUAUGGUCACAACCUGCAGACAUGGUAAAAACUGGAAAGAAAUGAAAGAUGAAAGAUGCGAUUUUGAUAACAAGGAAUAUGAUAGGUACGAUUACGAAGUACUACUUCAAAAUUCGACAUUUUGUCUUGUACCAAGGGGUCGUAGGUUGGGUUCCUAUCGCUUUUUAGAAGCGCUGCAAGCGGGUUGCAUUCCAGUUCUCCUUUCGAAUGGUUGGGAACUACCCUUUUCCGAAGUUAUAGACUGGAAUAAGGCAGUACUAUGGGCAGACGAGCGAUUACUCUUACAAGUUCCUAAUAUGGUUCGUUCGAUACCACCAACAAAAAUUUUAGAAUUACGACAACAAACUCAAAGCUUAUGGGACCGUUAUUUUUCGUCGAUAGAAAAAAUUGUUUUUACUACUUUAGAGAUAAUAAAAGGUAGAUUACCGAUGCAGUUACAGAGGUCCGGGGUAGUUUGGAAUAAUUGGCCAGGGGCUCUUUUAACUCUUCCACAAUUUUCCGAUUCAGCGGUGGAUUUUCCCUUUAGCCCUUCGCCCCGAUUGGGAAAAUUUACUGCUGUUAUUUACUGCCAACUCGGAACUAACUUAGUGCCAUCGUCUUCGUUAUACCGUCUUGUAUCUAAUAUAGGUCGAAGUAAAUACGUUGAGCAGAUAGUCGUGGUGUGGUCAAAUGAUAAAAGACCACCUGUUAAGAGUAGAUGGCCCCUGUUGUCGCCUGAUAUAAAAUUGACAAUCGUUCAGUCUUCUAAUGACCCGUCGAAACCUACAAUAUCCCAAAGAUUUUACCCGCAUCAGUCAAUAAAAACCGCCGGAGUGUUUUCAUUGGACGAAGAUACUGUGAUUACCACGGACGAAGUUGAUUUCGCUUAUAAAGUGUGGUUGGAGUUUCCGGACAGAAUAGUCGGUUAUCCGGCGAGAUCUCACUUUUGGGACGACGCCAAGGCGUCUUGGGGCUACACGUCUAAAUGGACUAACGAAUAUUCGAUAAUAUUAACUAGUGCUGCGUUCUACCAUCGUUACUACAACGUUUUGUACACAGAGUGGCUGAGUCCGCUGUUGCAUAAGACUGUUGAGCAAAGUCAAAAUUGUGAGGAUAUUUUGAUGAAUUUUUUAGUCAGUCACGUUACCCGCAGACCUCCUAUAAAAGUAACGCAGAGAAAGCAAUAUAAAGAGCAACCUUCGACUGGUAGCAGAUCACCGUGGAAUGAUCCAGAUCAUUUUAUACAAAGACAGACGUGUUUAAAUACUUUUGCGGCUGUUUUUGGUUACAUGCCCCUUUUAAGGUCUAAUCUAAGACUAGAUCCUAUUCUUUUUAAAGAUCCAGUAUCAAAUUUACGAAAAAAAUAUAGACAAAUCGAAUUAGUUGGUAGUUAGCUAACUCAUAUUUAUUUGUAGAUAGGUACUUAUAAAUUUCGUCUUUUGAAAUUCACUAAACGGCAGCUUUUGAGUAACAGAUUUUAUUAAAUUUGAAAGCGCGUUGCCAACAGAAAUUCUAAAUAUUCAAGUGUUCACAACAAGAAAAAUUAAAGGGCAAUGCGUUACAAUAAAUAAUUAGUAGAAAGGAAAAACUUAAAUGCAUUUUGUUUUAGUGAAAAUCGGUUUAGUCAUUUAGCGUAAUUUUUUACUCUACUACAUAAUUAGCUGAAAUAACAGGAAAGGGAUGAUUUGUAUAUUUGUUUAUCAACUGACUGCACAUAAUUUAAUUUUAAUACUCUGAAAAGAUAUUUUAGGCUAAUCAUCAAUAAGCAGCUCGCGUGGGCAACGAAAGUUUCUUCUCUGAUUUCUUUUUUUAAUAUAAUUGUAAAUUUCAUUCCAUUAUAAAUAGAUACAGUAAUGUUUUGUGCUUUCCUUUGAUAAUUAAAUAAGUAUAACUUUUUAACUUUAAUAAUCUUUAGUUCCUUGAUUCGAAAGUUUGUACUUAAAAAAACUAGCUGUGGCUAGUGCCAUAUAAAGUAAAAUAAUAUAUCAUUAUUGUGAUAUGCCAUAUAGAUUUUUUCAGUGAUAUAUCGACGAUGCCCCAGAUUUACGAAAGACUAAACGACUUUUAUUUUGUUAUAUUUUGUUUUUACAAUUUUAUCUAUCGAAUUAUUGAAUUUGUUAUUAAGAUUUUUAUAUAUACAUUAUGCCUUAUAAAUACUUAUAUACAAAUUUGUUGAUGUGUACAUGUCAGCUUGUAUAUAUUUACAUAUAUAUAUAUAUACAUACAUAUUUCUUAUUGCAAAUAAAACGUAAUUAUUUGUUGUUUGUUGAUAUUUUUUUGUACAAUAUGAUAUUUGUUUAUUGUGGUAAUCUUUGUAAAUGUUCAGCAACCAUAUCCAAAAAGUACAUGUACCUAAUUUCUAUCGGUAAAUCUUUCCAUUUUGUAUAUCAU
Agrilus planipennis (emerald ash borer) is the source of this 3580-nucleotide messenger RNA. It is a transcript of the gene ttv, whose product is annotated as exostosin-1. The record is from RefSeq and is a predicted model, not a curated record. The coding region runs from base 427 to 2583 and encodes 718 amino acids. NCBI's taxonomy places the organism in Eukaryota, Metazoa, Arthropoda, Insecta, Coleoptera, Buprestidae. Gene Ontology annotation, molecular function: glycosyltransferase activity. The transcript has 5 exons. Gene Ontology annotation, cellular component: membrane.